GUAAAUAUUGCUUUUAAUGUAGUUUUUAAUAGUUAGGUAUUAUUUAAUAAACGGAUGUGAAACGAGUUAUUACGGCUUGGGUUACACCUAAAUAAUUUCCUACACGUAUACACUUGACUAAAUCCUACAAUCAUGGAUCAGCCUUUGCCAUUGAAGUUGUCCUCGUUGAGUGUGAUAUCGCAGAGCAAACUUGAGAGUAUUCUGGCUCAAUGUGGAGACAAGAAGGACCUGAUCAUCGAUCCCUCGCUGAUCAAACCACUGGAGAGGAUAUGCGGCGUCACGUGGCUACGACAAAAGGGUAUAGACAAAAUUUACAAAAUGGAGCCACAACUAGGGCCCACAUCAAAUACUAACAGGGUUUACCUCAUACCAGCAUCCACUGCCAAAUACAAAUGUGUUUUAGAUCAAAUAUCUUCACUUCUAAGUCAAAAUCCAUCAUUGGGAGAUUUGAAAUGCUUUCACAUAGUCAUAGUGCCCAAGGUGAUGUCUUCAUAUGACUCGGUGCUGGAGAGCCGAGGGCUCUACGGGAUUGUAAAGCUUUACUCAUUCUCAUGGGAACUAAUGGUCCUGGAUAAACAAAUAUUGAGUUUAGAAGUCCCAUUUUUAUACAAGCAGCUGUAUGUAGAACAAAACCACUCGCUUCUUUCAAGUAUCUCUAUGUCCUUAUGGAGUUUGUUUCAUGUAAUCGGCCGACCCAAAGCAGUAUUUUCUCUCGGAAAGAAAGCUGCUAAUGUCAUGGACAUGCUAGAAGUUUACAAUGAAAGUUAUGCAAGAGACUUCUUGAGUACUGACAGUUCUUCUGAAAUUGGUGCCCUGAUUGUGAUAGACCGAGAUCAAGACUAUGCUUCAAGUCUGCUGACUCCGGCCACCUAUAGUGGACUACUGAAUGAGCUAUUCACCAUCAAUUGUGGCCACCUGGAGCUUGAUGUUAAAGACACAAAGAUAAAUAAAGGAAAACUGCAUUUUGUCUUUGAGAAUGAGAAGUCUACUGGUAAAAAUACAGUUAUGACUCUGGAUAGCUCUGUAGAUACUUUAUAUGGUGAGAUCAAAUAUAGACACUUCUCCGAAGUUUUAAGUGUGCUUAGUUCUAAAGCAAAACUUUUGAAAAAUGAGGAUGUGAAAGCUCUCGGUAUACAGGAAAUAAAACAAUAUGUGCAGACGAAGCUGCAACAGAUCACCCAGUUCAAGCAGAAUCUAGUCAACCACGUGAUGGCGUGUGAGACCAUUAUAUCAGAGAUGAGCAACAAGUUUGAAGACCUCAAACUGACGGAAACAGAGAUGUUGAACAACAGAAACAAGAAGGCCAACUACAACUUUGUAGAUGAGACUUUCUGCACCGACGUUCACAUCCACAACAGUUUACGCCUCAUGUGUCUACUCAGCCUGACACAAGGGCUGUCAUACGAUGAGUAUAACAACCUAGUAACAAAAUACCUCCUAGCAUUUGGCCACAAGUUCAUGUAUGUGUUCAGCAAUUUGGUUAAUGCUGGCUUGUUGGUCCAACCAGCUACUCCGCGACUAUCCCUCAACAUCCCUAUAGGAAUACCGAACUUGAGCACCAUAACCAACUUGAGCGAUCACUUGACUAAGUGGCAGAAUACCUUUCAAACUACAGCUUACAAGUUGAAGCAGUUACCGUCACAGCCAGAGAAGGUUGGUGAGGCAUCCCCCAGUUACGUUUUCAAUGGAGGUUAUGUACCUCUUAUAGCCACACUUUGCAGUACCAUCUUAACUUCGGACUCUCUGCCUGACAUCCUGAACAAGUUGGCACCGUUAACUGAAUUAAAAGUCGGAGGAAAAAUACUGGAAAAGUUGAAGGAGAACAACGAGUCUUUGGACGAUAAACUAUCGAAUUUGAAGUUGAACAGCGAGCUAGAGUUUGGUUGUAAAGACGCUAAGAGUUUGUUGAAGAAUUUCAAGGGUGACCCGAGGGUUGGGAACAUUUUGCCGUUGAAGCCUAGAAGUGUUCUAGUGUAUGUGAUAGGGGGAGUGACGUAUGCAGAGGUGGCUGCUUGUGAUCUACUCCAGACCACUACAGACAGUAAAAUCUAUGUUGCAAGUGACUGCAUUACUUGUGGUAGUGAUAUCAUAGCUGCUAAUAUGUAGUACGGUAUCAUUUAUUGAUAUGUUAGGUAAAAUUACAUAGUAUUUAUUAAUUAUUAUAAAUAGUAUUUUUGUUUAACUCAAUAGGUAUUUUAUGUAGUCAAGUCAUAUUAAAAUGUAUAGAGGUGUUUGCAAAUAGGGUAUACUAAUCUGAUUUCAUUUCCGGGCUUAGAAAUAACAUACUGCACAUGUAGGUUUCGGCGUAUAUACCAUUUUUGCAACACCCUGUAUUUCGUAAAUGCACGAGCUCUACAGGUAAAUCUCAUUAAACUUUAACUCAAUUUGUAUUUUACUCACAGCAUUUUUGUAUUUUUGCAUUUGUAAAUAAAAUAUUUGCUAAUUUUUAUAAAGUU
Molecule: messenger RNA, 2456 nt
Organism: Plutella xylostella (diamondback moth)
Lineage: Eukaryota; Metazoa; Arthropoda; Insecta; Lepidoptera; Plutellidae
Gene: Vps33B
Product: vacuolar protein sorting 33B
Biological process (GO): vesicle-mediated transport
Source: RefSeq, a predicted model, not a curated record